CAUCACGUCCACCUAGCACGAACACACGACCACCAUGGCUUUUGCAACAUUGCUUACUAUCCUCUCAGAAUUGUGUUCAUCUGAUUUAAAUCACCCGAUCUGAAGCUCACCAAACCCCAAUCCCUUCAAGUCCAGAACAAUGCUACAACCAUGGGCUUUCGUGAGCCCUGCCUCGCGCGGCAUUGGCUUUGAGCUUGCACGCCGCCUGCUCGCCACCACCGAUGUUCCUGUAGUUAUGACGGCGCGGAAAAACCUCGACAAGGUCCGCGAAGAGAUACUUUCUGCAGCUGGGAAGGACGUCAAGGAGGACAGGCUACACGUAUUGGAGCUUGAUGUACUAGAGGAGGCAUCCGUGAAAGAGGCAGCCGCCCGUGCCGCCGAGCUCUUCCCAAAGAAAUCCUCAUACCUCCACCUCGCCUUCGCCAUCCCGGGCAUUCUCCACGCCGAAAAGUCCCCCUCACAAAUCGACUACGACAACGCCCUGCUCACGUUCCGCACAAACACCCUCGGCCCAUUGCUCCUCAUCAAACACUUUUCCGCCUUCCUCCCCAAGAAAGCCACCGAAAUUGCCACCGGAAGCAACAGCGCCUCUCCGUCCUCGACACCAUCGGAGAAGAAUUCCAACCCAGCCUCAACAACCGAAGAAGGCCAAGACAGCAAAAAGCCCGGAUCCACCAGCUCGUCUCCCUCCUCAAGCAGCUCCUCCUCAGAAUCCCUCUCCCGCGGCCUCCCUCCCACCGCCGUCUGGGCCACCAUGUCCGCCCGCGUCGGCAGCAUAAGCGACAAUCGCGCAGGAGGCUGGUACUCCUACCGGGCCUCCAAAUCCGGCGUCAACCAGAUCACCAAGAGCUUUGACCAGCACCUCCGCGCCACAGCCGGUGAUCGGGCCAUGGCUAUCGCGCUACACCCCGGGACGGUCAAGACGGGGCUGAGUAAAGGAUUCUGGGAGAGCGUGGGCGAAGAUAAACUGUUCACUGCUGAGGAUGCUGCGGGCAAGCUGAUCAACGUGGUGAACGGGCUGGGUGUCGAAGGAAGAGGACGAUGUUGGGACUGGAAGGGAGAGGAAAUUAUGCCUUGAUCGGUGAAGGUGAGGGAUUUCGUUGUGUUGUCGACGAUGUAUAUGCACAUUGUAUCGAUAAAGCUUGUGAUAAGUUCACCAACCUUGUUUUCCAAGAACUCGACCGAAUGAAUUAACAUUAUCAUCAUACAUAAGAUCAUUGCUCUCUUGUAUCAUCUCAACCUCCAUCUCCCCACGCCCCCUUCCACAUCUAUCUCUUCGAUUCCACCUCUAUUUAUUUGUUCAGCUCCUCGCUCCUCUUCUUCAACGCCUCCUUGCUCUCCGGCUCUCCAAGCUGCUCGGCGUUGACAAGGGCAGGGCCCGGCGUGGCAUGGUGUUCCUGAGCGGUGGCGAGGGUUCUGGGUUCAUCACUCGCACCUGCACUCGCUUGCUGCUCCUUCUGGGCCUUCUGCUCGGCGGCUUUCUUGUUCUCGACCAUGAGGCGCUCGGCCAUUU
This is a messenger RNA of Dissoconium aciculare CBS 342.82, 1513 nucleotides long. Its product is annotated as short-chain dehydrogenase/reductase-like protein. Lineage: Eukaryota; Fungi; Ascomycota; Dothideomycetes; Mycosphaerellales; Dissoconiaceae. Bases 140 to 1078 code for a protein of 312 amino acids. The transcript is spliced from 2 exons. The record is from RefSeq and is a predicted model, not a curated record.